Molecule: messenger RNA, 2141 nt
Organism: Contarinia nasturtii (swede midge)
Lineage: Eukaryota; Metazoa; Arthropoda; Insecta; Diptera; Cecidomyiidae
Product: probable chitinase 2
Exons: 5
Coding region: 845-1705 (286 amino acids)
Biological process (GO): chitin catabolic process; carbohydrate metabolic process
Cellular component (GO): extracellular region
Molecular function (GO): chitinase activity; chitin binding
Source: RefSeq, a predicted model, not a curated record
GAUUGUAUAUGUUUGUAUUCAUUCAUCACACAAAGGUUCAUAUUUUUGUUCAAUCAUUAAUUUGAGUUUCGUUGAUUAUCAACUGUGAAUGAUCUGUAUGGUUGUCUCUACUUCUUGAUGGUUGUGAUAUUAUGAAUUGCCAUGCGCAUACAUAUUUAAUGAUGAUGAUUUUUUCUAUGAUUAUUUUGUUUCAUCUUUCGACAAUUCAAUUUAAUCGAAUUACGCAUUAUUGGUAUACUUGUGUACAUUUCGUCCAACCAUAGGUGAAGGGGGACAAAAAAUUUAUGAAAAUCGGUACGGGGAAAGACGUAGGAAGAAAAAUCAUUGCGUGACUGCUGAUUAAUAAAUCAAAAUUCUCACCCCCUCCACUAUGGUGUAGACAAUAAAGACAUUGGCAUACUUCUCUCUCUCAUUCUCUCUCUCUCACACGCACACACACAGACACACAAAAUCUAACCAAUUCAAAUGCACACAAUCAAAUUAUGUUUUACUGGUGAUCAUACUGCUGGAUUCAAACCGAAAAAGCAAGAAGAAAAAACAAUUUUUCUACUGAUAUCAAAUUUUUAGUCUACUCAAACUGCACUUUGUACAUCACAGAUAAUUUUACUGCUUCCAAUAAUAUCAGAUGGCUGAUUUCGGCUAUCACAAGUGCAUUUCGUAAAUAAUAGUUUCUUAUCGUUUUUUGUAAUCGCUCAAAAACUUUGCCUCGUCUCAAAUUAAUAGUAAUGUUCGAUUAUUUGAUGCAGUUCGUUCUUAGAUUCCAAGUGAAAGAGAUUUUAUUUAAUAAAUUGUUUAAAAAUUGUUGAAAUUUCCAAAUAUAUUCCAGCUAACGAUUUUUUACAAAAUGUUGCGCUUACUUCUGAUCGGCUUUUUCGUCAUUUCUCCAGUUUUAGUUUUGGCUCAAGUUAAAAAGACCGGUCAAACGAACGGUUUAGUAAUAGUGUGUAAUGUUCCGUCGGAGUCUGCGCUUGAUGAGGACAAUAGUGAUUUCAACUUGACAAUGGCAGAUUUAAAAUUGUGCACACACUUAAUUUGCAACGAUAAGUCCUACAAGAAUGCACAGCUGCCGUGGGAAUGGACAAAAAUUUCAUAUUUAAAACAAAUGCAGAAAGAUUACAAACAAUUUACUAAUUCACGGAAAAGAUAUCCUGACUUGAAGAUUACUUUAGGUGUUGAUCCAACGCAUUAUUUAUUGUCAACUACAAAUUCAUCCAUUGAUCACAUCAAAUUUGUUCAAAAUGCUUUUCGUUUCGUUUCCGAUCACCAUUUUGAUGGUAUGAAUUUGCUUUGGCGGAAGAAUUUGAGCGAAAGAAAACAAGUUGAAUUUGUAUGUCUUUUGAGACAACUUAAGAAGAUCUUUAAACCAAAUAAACUGCUGCUCACAACAUCGUAUGAUGGAAAAAUCGACAAUAUCAACAAAGAUACAUUUCGUAAUGCGACAGAUAAAGUUGAUUUUAUGCAUAUCUCUGUUUAUGAUUACGAUUCGCUUGAUCAUCAGUAUAAUAAUUAUCAAUCACAUGUGUCCAACAUUUUUUACCACCUAACAUUAGUGAACACUGAACAGAUGCGAAAAAAAUCGUUAUCAAUACCAAUGAACGAUGUAAAUUUGAAAAAGAUCGUUUUCGAACAGAGAUUUUUUGGUUUUGAUAUUAGCAUACCGUUACAUCGUUGUACAAUGCUAAAUUACAAUCAUUUGGAAUACUGAAUGAAAGACAAACUGAAUGGAACAUGUCUUAUCCUCGGUAUAACAGAGAUUGGUUCGAGGCAAUCAAUCAAAACAAUACACGUGCAUUGAUAUUAGAAAGCAAAAAAUGGUUAAUUGAACAAAUUAGAACCACUCUGAUAAUGUGUUCUUUUGGAACUAAGACUAAUUUUGGUGGUUUUAUAAUCAACCUAAAUACAGAUGACUAUUCUGGUACAUGCAAUUUCAAAGAAUCUGCAUAUUUGAAGGGGAUAGGUCGAAAAGAGAAAAACUAUACACUACCAGUGCCAACCAAUCCAACUUUUCCGCUCCUGAAAACCAUUCGUAGUGCAAUUGAACUUUAUUUUGAAGACUAUAUCUCAGACGAUUAAGAUUCAAAAUGAACACAAGUUAGUUGAUGACAUCAAUUACACGAAAUUAUCUAUCAAUAAGUUACAAU